UUUUAAGGUUAUUUUUAUCAUACUCCUUGCUGGAAAUAAAUUUUCAUUGCAUUUCAAUUCAAGCUGUUUGUGAAUAAACAAAUCCCUUCUCUGAGUUGUAUCAAAAAUUUAAAAAAAUGGGACUAAAGUCAAAACCGGACUUUAAGUUUCCUAUGCACGAUACGCAUCUGCAUAAAUCGUUGCGUAACUUGAAAGUGGCCUGUGUCCUGGCACUGAUUGCACCAGUUUGUCUCUACGUUUGCCAUAAUGCACCACGCAAGGCCAAGUACAAGACCUUCUAUUCCCAAUAUGAUCCGAUGGAUGCCUUUGAGCGCAUGAUGAAUGGUGGCUAUCUCAGCUCCUGUCCACCGGGUAGUGGUGGCAAGAAGUAAAAGAAGAGUAAAUUACACAACUAAAUUCUAAGAAAAUCUACGUACACUAUUUAGAUAUGGUUUUAAGCUUUUGAUUCUAAGAAAUUGUACACCCUAAUAGACCUAAACACAAACUAUUAGUACACUUUAAUUACAAGAACACUAAAUAAACUGUGAGAGCAUUGUAAACAGA
Messenger RNA from Drosophila guanche, 543 nucleotides. RefSeq lists its product as uncharacterized. The record is from RefSeq and is a predicted model, not a curated record. The coding region runs from base 117 to 371 and encodes 84 amino acids. The transcript has 2 exons. Lineage: Eukaryota; Metazoa; Arthropoda; Insecta; Diptera; Drosophilidae.